AUGGAGAAUGGAGAACUAAAAACGACCUUACUGACUUACACUGACUUAGGGCAGUUCGUCAAGCUGGCGGCCUUCCAGGAUGCGGCUCGCGCGCCUCCGCUAGUCCCGCGCGCUGUACGCCACGUCGCCACGAUCACAGAGGUGUGCAACAGCGAGGAGGUGCCCGAAGUAGAAAUCGUCAGCUUGUUGCAAGAACACAUACCAAAAUACCGCCUGCGAGCAGACAGCCUCACACAAUUCGGAGGGUACGAGAAUCAGGACUGGUUCAUACCUUCGCCGGCGCUGCCGCUCAGCUCCGAAGAUCUAGCUCUCACGCCUGAUCAGAUCAGGGAAACACUCAAUUAUUUCCUUCUAUGCAGCAACAGGGUGAGCCAAAUGACAAAGACCUACAAUGACAUCGAAGCGGUAACACGGCUCUUAGAAGAAAAAGAGAAGGAUUUGGAGCUGACAGCUCGCAUCGGCAAGGAGCUGCUGGCGGCGAACGGGCGGCUGGAGUCGCGAGUGACCGCACUCGAGGGCGAGCUGCGAGGUGCGCGGGACCUCGUCACACAGCUCCGCCACGAUCUCAACGCCAAGACUGAACUGCUGCAGGUUCUAACAAAUGACACAGAGGACAGCACUCCGACAGAGGAGCAGGAGCCGCCCACGGCGGUGGCGCUGCGCAAGCGCACGAGCGCGCUGGAGCGGGAGAAUCGAGCGCUGCGCGACGAGGCGGCCCGGCUCGCCGCCGGCGCUGACUCCGCCGAGCUGGCCGAGCGACAGCUGCUCAGGGACAUCGCCAACCAACUCUCGAGUGCAAACAGCGAGGCGAAUGUGCUGAGCUCGGAGUUGUCGGAGGAGAGGCAGCGCUCUGCAGAGCUGCAGCAGCAGCUCGACAGCGCCAACUCCAGGCUUCUUCUCACUGAACGCAAUUUGCAACAGCUGUCAGCCGAACACGAGCACACGUUACGAAUUCUAGAAAUAACUAGGGAAAAUCAAAAUGCACUCGCAGCAGAAUUGGCUGAUGCCAAGGAGCGGUACCUGGAGGUGGCGGCGCACCUGGCGGAGGCGCAGGAGCAGCUUUAA
Messenger RNA from Papilio polytes (common Mormon), 1065 nucleotides. RefSeq names its product trafficking kinesin-binding protein 1 (gene milt). Lineage: Eukaryota; Metazoa; Arthropoda; Insecta; Lepidoptera; Papilionidae. The transcript is spliced from 11 exons. Bases 1 to 1065 code for a protein of 354 amino acids. The record is from RefSeq and is a predicted model, not a curated record.